AAGCGUUCAAACGUCUACGACUGAAGUGGAAAAAACACACAACUCUGUUAUAGCCAGCAGAUUAUUAGAUGUCAGGACUCUAGCCGGGAGUCUUGUCUUUAGUGAGGACAGAAGACCUCGUUUUGAGUUUUAUUUCUGGCGCUACGUUUUAUCCUCGUAUGCGAUAUGUCUCCAGUGGAGAUCAGACGUUUAUUUAUUGUUGUUUGAGACGUAGCCGACUGGCUAGCUGGCUAACUCCCCCUUUCCCUUAACUACGAGCUAGCUACUUGGCGACAGUGGUGUGAAAAUAUACAGAAAUCCGGCUUUGGCAGGCUGUGGUCAAGAGAACGACAUUUGACAAUGAAUGGUCUUUCUGUGAGUGAGCUAUGUUGCCUGUUCUGUUGCCCCCCCUGCCCCAGCCGCAUUGCUGCCAAGCUUGCCUUUCUCCCCCCUGAACCCACCUAUGCCCUCGUGCCUGAUCUGGAGGCCGGGCCGGUACCGGCCGGACCCACGGGAACGUCGGGCCUUCGCUCUAGGAGUCUAGGUGGUAGUGGGAGUUCAGUAGGGGGAGGGAAUGUUACAGGGGAGGGGCGCUGGAAGCUCCAUCUAACUGAGCGGGCGGAAUUCCAGUAUUCCCAGCGGGAAUUGGAUGUCACGGAAGUGUUUUUGACUCGCUCAAGUCGAGGGAACAGAGUUGGCUGCAUGUAUAUACGCUGUGCCCCCUCGGCCAGGUUUACGGUCCUGUUCUCCCAUGGUAAUGCUGUGGAUCUAGGCCAGAUGAGCAGCUUCUAUAUUGGCUUGGGCACUCGCAUCAACUGUAACAUAUUCUCAUAUGAUUACUCCGGCUAUGGGGUCAGCACGGGAAAACCGUCAGAAAAGAAUCUGUACGCAGAUAUAGACGCAGCGUGGCAGGCUCUACGCUCACGAUAUGGCAUCAGCCCAGAGAAUAUUAUCCUUUAUGGACAAAGCAUUGGCACGGUGCCGACAGUGGACCUGGCAUCCAGAUACGAGUGUGCGGCCGUGAUUCUUCACUCCCCUCUCACCUCUGGCAUGAGGGUGGCCUUCCCCGACACUAAGAAGACUUACUGUUUUGACGCAUUUCCUAACAUUGAAAAAGUGUCUAAAAUCACAUCUCCUGUGUUGAUCAUCCAUGGGACUGAGGAUGAGGUCAUAGAUUUCUCCCACGGCCUGGCCCUGUACGAGCGGUGCCCCAAAGCCGUGGAGCCACUGUGGGUGGAGGGAGCCGGACACAACGACAUCGAACUCUACAGCCAGUACUUAGAACGCCUGCGUCGUUUCAUUGGGCAGGAACUGGCUGCACAACAUCCCUAAACUCUCCUCUUCCCUUUCUUUUUUUAACUUUCAUCCCACCAUCCCCCUGUCUGAACAAGAACGAAAUGGAUGUUCGUAACUUAUUGAAGGCUGCCAUUUUGUAUGGACAUCUUGUUUUCGGAGCAGCUCGACACAGACAGUCUGCUGCUCGGAUUUGUUCUACGUUUCCUUUCCCCCCUUUCUUUUCAUCUCUCAAGUUUUUGUGAGCAUGCAUGUGCGUGCGAUUGCGUAUGCAUGGGAACUCUAGGGGAUGGAAGUGGAAUUUCUUUGGGGCAUGGAUGGAUGGAUCCGUCUUUGCCUGUUGAAGUCGUUCUCUCUGCUCUAAACAGGAAAUAAGAUCGACGCAGUUCUGUACCGCCAACCUGAGCUUUCGUUUGUCACUUGCUCCCAUGAUGAAUCAGCCAAGAGAUCUUCACAUCCCAAUUUACAUCAGGCAACCUAAAAUAACUCACUGCCAGUACACCUGGCAAUUUUUCAAGCCUGGGUUUUUCAAGCCUUGACCCUGCCGGAGGGAACAGAAUAAACAGGAUAUUUGGUGGUGGAUGAUUUUAAGUGUCCUAAACUGCAAAGAUUUCUAUCUCUCCUUGAUGUCACCCCCCUUUUUUACUAAUUAAUUAAUGUAACCACUUGACUUCCCGGGAUGGCUGUUUUGUCCAUGUGCAUGUUUUUGUUUCUCUCACCAAUUCCCUAUGGGAUGCUGAUUCUUUCUCGAUUUUUUUUCUCUGAUCCUAUUAUGUAAAAGAUGCACUAGGUUUGGGUGAGAAACACCUGGUGUAGUCUGCUCCAGGCAAGGAAAGCUUGAAAUUCUGGGACACUGGCCUUUGUCCCUAGCAGAUCAGUCAAUUUCUCUUGCUGUCUCAUACCAUUCUUAGUAGUAAAUGAGGGUGUCUGUAACACCCUGAGGUGAACCGGGAACGUUGCCCAGUCUUCAUAUUUCAAUGAAACCACUGCGGUUGGGAUUCAUCACAUGAAACGCAGUACACCUGCUGCUCUCUGAGUAAAGCUAAUUCAUGUCCAGAUCCAUACGUCAUGUUUAUGAACUGUCGAGCCAGUACAAAGACUGAGGUUUCAUAACCUCAUUGGGACUUUCCUUAAGCCAGAUCUUUAUAAAAUUUUGGCACAGAGUUUCCACAUUUCCACAAGACGGAAUGAACCUGUUAGAGAAAUAAAAAAUAUAUUAGCAUUUACUUACCCUCAUGUUAGUCCUUUACUGGCUUUAACGUGUCACACAAGACUUUUUUUGUAAUAUAACGUCAUGCUUGGUCUUUUUCUAUUUAAUAAAGGUGGAUGAGGACAGCGGCUGUAAGACUUAUUUUGUAUGCAUAACUUAAAUGUUGGUCCUUUUUCUCAUAGAGAGAGAGUUAAUGUAUGGUUAUGUGUUUUAUUGGACUUUUUAUUGUUUUGGAGUUUGACAGCUUCAGUCCUCACACACUUCGAUUAUAUGGAAAAAUAAUCACCUUUCAAUGUUUCCAUGUAAUAAGAUUUACAUGAGUGUAAGUAAAUCAUUAAUUUUUAGUUUUGGGUGAACUAUUUAAACCGGUGUUGUGGAUUAAUUGUGUGAAAACGAGUAACGCACAAAACAUGGCAGUAGCCAGUGUCUCUUCUGAUCCCGGUGUCAGUGACAUUCAACUCUCAGCCAGUUUUUCCUGUUUGUGGUUUGACGUGAAUUAUCUCCCUGCGAUGAAAAUGUUACGUACUCUCAUGUACUAGUUUGCAUUCAAAUCUGAGGUCAAGCUGUAAUCUCAUAUAUCUGUUUCUUUUGGGUUAUUGUAAUGUUUGUUUUUUAAUGAAUCAUAAAGUUGUUGCAAAUGAGAGUCAUAAAUCAAAUUAUGUAAGACAUCAUUUAUUAUGAUUAUAAAAGAUUUUCUAUUCUGUUUCCUUGUCAGAUUACUGGCAAUAGGGAAUUUCUGAAUCUAAAGGCUGUGGGAAGGUUUACAAUUAGAAAGAUUGUAACUGACAUUAAAGGCAAAAUUAAGUCAUUUGAACCUGUUUAUGUGAUAUGCCUUUCCCGUCUCCUUUUAGCGCUUUCACCUCUAGUCAAGCUACUCCUAUUCAAAGCGUUUCUCUUUGAUGUGGAUGAAGCUGUGAGACUUAAAGAUAUCAGGUUUUAUGAUAUGAUAUUUCAAAUCAAGAAGCCAACAGGUUCCCUAAAACAAAGUGCUGGGAUCAUCAUGUCUUUCUUUCAGACUAGCAUUUAAACUGUGAAUUAACAAAAGAGCUGCUACAGAUCGAUUGAAUGAUCUCAAUGAAAUUAAUAAAGGGCCAUACCCAGUUAGCAUUUGUUGUUUUCUGACAUGUCAAAGACUACCAAGCCCUUUCAUUGAGAUAAGACUUCAAUUCCCCGUUUGGGCAGGAUUAACUUUUGCCUAUUUAAUACAGUGGGAUGUUGCUUUAUAGCUAUUCUAAACUCCUCAUAAUAAUUCAUUUAGACUCACUAAGUUGUAUAAAUUGUCAGUGUGUUUCUUGCUAUUCAUAUUUGGAGUUAUUGGGUUUUUUUAUCAUAAAAAAAGAGUUGUCUGCUUUUGGAGGAAAUCAUGUAAUAUGUUCCACAUUUCUCUUUUCAACCUAGUUUCUUUCUUUCUGGUUACCCACAAAUCCUUUACUGGUACCAAGUUUUGAUUUAAGUUAUUCCACUGCCACACAAAGCACAGUGCUGUCCUGUGUUUAAACUUAAGAAAACACACUCUGCUUAUUUCCAACAAAUCUGAUUCCAUGUUCCUCGUGUAUUAGGUUAUAAAAAUCUGUUGUUUUAAACAAAGGGGCUUGUUCAUUCUCCAUUCUAACCAAAGAUGACAGGUGAUGGCCACCCACUGCCAUUUGUCACAGCUCAGAUGUGGACUGAAAAGGGAGGGGCCAGACUCAAGCUAUUCAAACAGAGCCAGGUCUCACACAAUACAGUCUGCUGUUAAAGCCGUCGUGAAGAAGUUUUGGGUGGACUCUAGUACGGCACACGUGUUUGGAGGACUGAAGCAAUACUGACUGAAUUAGAGGACAUAUAUGGAUGCUCUGUGCAAAGGGAGAAUCACCCAGAGGCUUCAUCUAAACACAUUCAGAUUCACAUUUUUAUUAAGAUUUUCUUGUUUUAAGAAAAUGAGUUAUAGAAAUGUCUUUUUAAAACUUUCAGAUGUGUGUACUGUAUAACAUUGUUUGAGGAUCUUAAUCUUAAGACCAUGAUUUUUUUAUCUUAGUGGGUCGGGAGCCAGAGUCAGGGGUGUUGUUCUAUCUUAUAAUGCAUUAGUCUAAUGUUGUUGUUGUUUUUAGUUUUAAAGAUGUUAUUCCUUUUCGAGAAUUAAUUGAAAAUAUGAGAUCUUCGAAAAUAAAAGUAUGAAUUGCUAA
Paramisgurnus dabryanus is the source of this 4647-nucleotide messenger RNA. It is a transcript of the gene abhd17ab, whose product is annotated as abhydrolase domain containing 17A, depalmitoylase b. Gene Ontology annotation, molecular function: palmitoyl-(protein) hydrolase activity. Lineage: Eukaryota; Metazoa; Chordata; Actinopteri; Cypriniformes; Cobitidae. Gene Ontology annotation, biological process: protein depalmitoylation; regulation of postsynapse organization. Gene Ontology annotation, cellular component: endosome membrane; plasma membrane. The record is from RefSeq and is a predicted model, not a curated record.